This is a messenger RNA of Penicillium verhagenii, 867 nucleotides long. RefSeq lists its product as uncharacterized. Lineage: Eukaryota; Fungi; Ascomycota; Eurotiomycetes; Eurotiales; Aspergillaceae. Bases 1 to 867 code for a protein of 288 amino acids. The record is from RefSeq and is a predicted model, not a curated record. The transcript is spliced from 3 exons.
AUGCCCCAACAUCGAGUCUGGCAGGCAGAUUUAUUCCUUUUGGAGCAUUGGGAAGAAGACUCCCCUCUAUCUAUUGAUGCCCAACGCGAGGAAAUCUUCGCUAAAUUUGUGGCGCUUGAAAGGCGUGACCGCGAGCCGUAUCGAAAGCAGCUGGAAAAACUAAGGAGGGAGUCUUCAGGAAAUCUUCCAAAAAAUUGCCAAGAGCUAUUGGAUCGUGUCCGCCUACCUGCUGAGCGUCAAAUGCAGGAUCUGAACUGGGUUCGCACCUGCUAUGACCCUUCUUUAGAGGAAUCUUGGGCUCAGAUUCAAAAUACUAUUGAAAACACCGUCAUGGGCGAAUCAAAAGUUUUCAACGACCCAUCUUUAUAUGACUUCGGCUCCGAUUGGGAGAAAAUCUUUCUUCGCGCUCCACAGCUACUUGAGAGUCAUGAGUCGAUUGAAGAUCACGAAGAAUACCUUCAGGAGGCCCUGGAUUAUGCAAUUGAUGCGGAAAGUGGUGGUGCCGACCUUGCUGAGGAUGCCAGAGCCCUUGACUCAGAGGAUGAAGACCCUUGGAUAUCUUUUUACUCAGAGUAUAUGUUCCAGUUAGCACAAGGGCGUAUUUAUAUCGUUGAUAGAAAAACUCUGUCUUCCAAAGGCCGCAACGCAGGGAAAGUCAUCGUGGUGUGGUUUGACGAGUGUGGUCGGACAAUCCGCUACUUUCGUGAGAAAGUGAUGGACGCAGCGGAAUUUGCGAGCCUUGAUCCUUGUUAUCUCAAAGAGUAUCCGUGCUGGGAAUAUGCGGAGAUUGGGGAAUCCUAUGAUUGGGGAACACCCUUAGGACCUCCCUAUGGCGAGGGCCGCGGAGAAACAUGUGAUCCUGAGUAG